This is a messenger RNA of Gryllus bimaculatus (two-spotted cricket), 777 nucleotides long. Lineage: Eukaryota; Metazoa; Arthropoda; Insecta; Orthoptera; Gryllidae. The record is from the annotation of a GenBank genome assembly.
AUGAGCUCCGUGUCCUCAGACGUGUACGUGGUGGUCGAGACGGUGACGGGGUACGCGCCGGAGGCGGGCGAGGGCCCGGGGGCGCUGGCGCCGCUGCUGCCGCCGCUGCCGCCGUUGGCGCCGCUUCACGUGGCGCCGGACGCCGCGCUGCUGGCCGGUGCGUGGCUGGACGACGACGACGCGCUGCACGUGCGCCACCGCCUGCAGAAGCUCGACUUCUACUUCCAGCUGCUGCGCAUCCUCAGCGAGGACUGCCGCCAGCGCGUGCUGUGCGAGGUGGCGCGCGAGCCCGAGCGCUUCAGCCCGCUCGCCGCCGUCCUCGGGGAGGUCACCAGCUUUUCUGGGAGCUACCAGUACGUGACGUCACACCUCAUCAACACGACGGAGGGUGCGCGGCUGCUGUCGUACAUGGAGGCGUCCUUCCGCGGCCAGGACAGGGCGCGCUCGUGUGCCGUGUUCCAGUACCGCUGCCCGUCGCGCACCGAAGACAUGAUCAACUAUGACGCCCUCUGCCUGUGGCGCGAGAUGGUGCGCUGGCUCACCAUCCACGUGGUAAUUUCAUUAGGUGUUGCAGCUGCUACAUUAGGUUAUAGAUUUGAUGUCCAAAAUGACGGUUACGGUUUUCGAUCUUUAAUGGAGGGAACAGCUCUUCUAGCAACAGUUACCUUUAUUGCCAGCCUGGGUCUCGUUUAUGGAGUAAUAGAGUUGACGAAAAUAAUAACAUAUUUUUUAAAAAUUUCUAUUGAACGUACUGAAUAUUUAUAUUUACAUUUUUGA